CGCAAAAAUUUUUUAAAUGAACUUGGUGCAAGCCUCUGUGAACGGGAGGUGCAAGUAUGGAGGUUCAGCCAGAAAUGUGCACGACAUGGAUUUGCUUAAUUUCACCCUUACGGACUCAAACGGCUUUUUGAAAGACUCAUCGCGGAAACCUGGAGGCAGCUGUCGCUGAACGGUCGCACGAGACAGUCGCACUUGUGGCAAUGGCAGGAGUCGGCAAACCACGGGUGCCUUCGCCGGGAACGACAGACCACGUGCGCUCUACUGACAUGACGCUGGUGCCACGUCUCGUCUGCAUUGUGUUGGUUUGUUUUGCGAAUGUCUCCGUCACAACUGCACGUCCUAUUCGGAACGGCACAGCUACACCCGUCGCCUCUAAUGUGACGACACCGCCGACCACUACGUCAUAUGCAGGAGAGCCCCCGGCAUGGCGCCAAAAUGAAUGGUCGGCCGACAGUGGACACAGUCGUCCCCCUCUGACACUUCUGAGCUUGCAGCCCGGCUGCCGCAAACGGGUCUUUUGCGAGUCGGCGCGUACCCUCACCUACGCGUUCCCCAUAUCCAGGUCCUGGCAAGGAGAAGUCAGGCAGAGGCCAGUGCCAGCAAACGCCUACUUUGACGCGUGGUCCAAAGGAAUGCUGGGCCAUGACUGCUCGCACCUGUACGAGGACUGCUCGGACAGUCCAGCCGGCUUGGUGAUGCCUCUCCUCAGAAUGGCCAUCGGACCCAACGGAUUUCUAGGAUCGUUGGUCGAGCGCGUUGCCGCUGCUUCAAUGCGCCAAGCGCUCAUGGAUCACGAGGCGCCGCCCCGAACAUCGCUAGUCAUGGAAAAGCUUCGCCGGGGCGAACGACGUUUGGCCGCCGCUGAACCUCAGAUGCCGUCCAGCGAGUUCACACCCCGUUGAAGAACUGAAGACCCCGUGACGACCAAACCCUGUGCGAAUCGCCAGCGCGCAUAACGAGGUGCCUUGCCUUGUUGCAUAUUAUGAACACACACUGCAGCAGGACACCACCGGCACGAAGCUGACGGCUGGGUGAAAUGGACUUUCUUCGGCCCGGUCUCCGUUGAGAUGGCUUGGUUUUGAUUCAGUUCUACUGAGAUUGA
This is a messenger RNA of Dermacentor albipictus, 1102 nucleotides long. RefSeq lists its product as uncharacterized. The record is from RefSeq and is a predicted model, not a curated record. NCBI's taxonomy places the organism in Eukaryota, Metazoa, Arthropoda, Arachnida, Ixodida, Ixodidae.